This is a messenger RNA of Polistes dominula (European paper wasp), 669 nucleotides long. RefSeq lists its product as uncharacterized. The record is from RefSeq and is a predicted model, not a curated record. Lineage: Eukaryota; Metazoa; Arthropoda; Insecta; Hymenoptera; Vespidae.
AUGGGAAACAAACAAUCGAAGAUAAAAACCCCUUAUGAAAUUUUAAAUAUUGAACCUACAUCUACAAAGAAUGAAAUCAGAUCCGCAUACAUAAAGCUUAUGUUACUACAUCAUCCUACGAGACAGAAGAAAUCGGAUCCACAGAAGGCAGUAGAUAUUACUAAUGCUUAUACAACUAUUAAAAGUUCCACACCUUUAUUUGAAUAUUAUACAGAGGAGCUGUUUAAGAAAGAUUUUAUGAAAUAUGCAGCAGAUUUUUAUGAAAGAAUAGGAGACUUCUGUGGAAUUGUUUCUCCUGAUUUUAUCACAAAUUACAUUGAAUUGGAUGAUAGAAUUGUAAAGGAAGAUACAAAAGCUUUGAAAAAGCCUGUAACAUCGUCCGUCACAGUCGAGAGGAAACCAAAUAUUAAACCCUACUGUUGCAAUGAAUGUAAAAAGAAUUUUAAAUCUAAAAACCAAUUGAUAAAUCACUAUAACAGUAAAAAACAUUAUCUAGCGGUCGAAGAAAUGGUAGAAGACCCUAAACUAUUUGUACAAAGACAAAUUCAAAGUAUUGAAGAUAUUUCUUUUGAGGAAGAGGAAAGUAAAAAUUUAAAAGAUGAGAUUACAGAUAUAUUUGAACACUUGACCCUGCAAAAAAAACUUAGCUCUUAUGAAGAUGUACUUUAA